Molecule: messenger RNA, 999 nt
Organism: Thlaspi arvense
Lineage: Eukaryota; Viridiplantae; Streptophyta; Magnoliopsida; Brassicales; Brassicaceae
Source: the annotation of a GenBank genome assembly
AUGGAAACGUCCGCCACCAAUCAUGACGCCUUUAGGGGUUCUCCUCGAAGAAACUCCAUCCUCUCAGCCUCUAACAUCAUCCAGGCCCCCAUAUCAACCUUGUUAGAGUAUUCGGGUCUCUUUCGAACAAGGACAAGCCCUAGCCAGGAGGCGGAAACGCUGGUUAGUGAUGAUUCUGCAGGAAUCUCCAACGGGGAGGUCGCCAUUCGGAUUAUUGGGAACGGGGAGCAGGAUGCUGAAACUGAUAAUAAUGGUCCCAGGGAAGCCAGUGCCCAUGACCAUACUGAAGUUUUGGGUUCUGACCGGAUUCACCUUAAGACCAAAGGAUUACGAUUUCAGCAGGCUGCUCGGGGAUCGGCAAAUUCUUCCCUUUUCUUUGCUGCUCCUGGUGGUUUUAUCCGCAGCAUUUGCAGUAUUCUCCUCCUUUUCGUUAGCUCUUCCACUACUUGGUUUAUACUGUCUCACGGGCUUGCUUACGUAAUUGACUUUUGUUUGCUGCCUGAUCGUUUCAGGUCGUCGAGAGGUGCAUAUCUCGGCGUUAAUCGGAGUCUACUGCGUAGCGUGUUACCGGCCCCUGUGAUGGUAUGGGAUGUUUACAUUGUUUCUCUUCUUGAAGCAAGGAUUAUACAGAAGCCUCUUCUCGUCUCUGAUGACGGAUUUAUAUACUGUGACUUUCAAGCUCAACUUCAGUUGUUGAAAGAAGGUUCAAUCAUUCUUUACGGCAUUGAGAGGGCUUUGUCCACGCAAAGAGUGCACUAUGGAUCGUAUGCCACUACAGAGCAGGAUGUUGAAGGAAUGUAUUUUUGUCUGGGCGAAGGUUUGAGAGAGAGAGGACGUGUCCUCUGUGCAGCGGCCUUGGUCAAACCAGCAGAUCUAAAAUCAUUCGGUGAUGGAUCCACCAGCCUUUUCUUCCCAGAUAUUCUGAUUAAAGCACAUACAACCGACUCCAAAGUACAAAAGUCGCCCCAAGACUCACCUGCUCACUUCGCUAGUCUUCUU